Molecule: messenger RNA, 824 nt
Organism: Salvia splendens (bonfire salvia)
Lineage: Eukaryota; Viridiplantae; Streptophyta; Magnoliopsida; Lamiales; Lamiaceae
Product: E3 ubiquitin-protein ligase AIRP2
Exons: 5
Coding region: 66-824 (252 amino acids)
Biological process (GO): protein ubiquitination
Molecular function (GO): ubiquitin protein ligase activity
Source: RefSeq, a predicted model, not a curated record
UUUUGAGUGGCGAUCAUCGAUACUGAUAUCGUAUCCGUGAGGCGGAGAAAUUGUUCGGAUUGGAGAUGAUGCAUGCGAGCGGCGGAACUUCAGUGCGUCGGCGCUCGUUUAGGGAUUCGAUCAAACUGCUCGAAGCUGAUAUCCAGCAUGCUAAUACUCUAGCAUCAGAUUUUCCAUGUGAGUAUGACGGUGCAUGCUUGCAGAUGAGAAUGUCAUACAGCCCUGCAGCGCAUUUCUUCCUUUUUCUAGUACAAUGGAGUGACUGCCGUCUUGCUGGCGCUCUUGGACUGUUGAGAAUCCUGAUUUACAAGGUGUAUGUUGAUGGCGCCACCACUAUGUCUACCCACGAGAGGAAAGCUAGCAUUAGGGAAUUCUAUGCUGUUAUUUAUCCCUCUUUACUUCAACUUCAGAGCGGUGUUACCGAUUCAGAAGAUGAGAGACAGAAAGCUGUAUGGAUGGAGAGAUACAGGAGACGAGAUGAGGAAAAGCAUGAGCAAUGCUCAGAAGUAAAUCUUCAAGGGGAAGAAGAAUGUGGGAUUUGCAUGGAGAUGAGAAGUAAAGUACUAUUGCCAAACUGUAACCAUGAGAUGUGCCUCAAGUGCUACAGAGAAUGGCGUUCAAGAUCACAGUCAUGCCCAUUUUGCCGUGAUAGCCUAAAGAGGGUAAACUCGGGUGAUCUGUGGAUCUUUCUAAAUGGCAGGGAUGUAAUAGACAUGUCAGCUAUUACAAGUGAGAAUUUGAAGAGGUUGUUCACUUAUGUAGAUAAAUUGCCUCUGAUCAUCCCUGAUACCCUAUUCAACGCUUACAACAAACAUAUAAGGUGA